UCUCCGGUUGCUGAAGCGACGGAGACGCCUGCUCUGAGUUCCCUGAAACGUUUGCAAUCGGACAAUGUUGAUGAAUUGAACUCCCGGCAACAUACAGUCCGUCUGUGACCAGCAGGGAGUCAGACGGUGUCUUGAAUUUUCAUUCGCAAGGCGACCGCAGCAAGUCGCCUCACUCCAGAGUACUUUACCCAUCACUGGACCAACUCAGAGCCAAGAUGGCCCAAUCUUCACCAGCAGAUGAAGGCCCUACGUUUGAACACCUAUGGAGUAGUUUAGAACCAGACAGUACUUACUUUGAUAUCCCACAAACCAACCUUUCUGGCAGCAAUGAGGCUGUGCCACAGAAUCGAACCGAGGUUUGCAUGGACGUGUUUCAUAUGAGGGAUAUGAAUGAAUCCGUGAUGUCCCAGUUUAAUUUGCUAAACAGCAGCAUGGAUCAGAGUAUCACCAACCGUGCAUCCUCCGCCAGCCCUUACAACUCGGAGCACGCCUCGAAUGUCCCAACACCGUCUCCCUACUCACAGCCAAGCUCCACGUUUGAUACUAUGUCGCCUGCUCCAGCAAUCCCUUCCAACACAGACUAUCCAGGACCACAUUUAUUCGAAGUCACUUUUCAGCAAUCAAGUACUGCUAAGUCAGCUACCUGGACCUAUUCUCCACUGCUGAAGAAACUUUACUGUCAGAUUGCAAAGACAUGUCCAAUCCAGGUGAAACUGACCUCGCCACCACCUCCCGGCAGUGUGGUGCGAGCAAUGCCUGUCUACAAGAAGGCUGAACAUGUGACUGAAGUGGUAAAACGCUGUCCCAAUCAUGAGCUUGGCAGAGACUUCAAUGAUGGCCAGGCUGCUCCAGCGAGUCACCUGAUCAGGGUGGAAGGAAACAACCUUGCUCAGUACAUUGAUGACGCUGUCACUGGACGGCAGAGCGUCUUGGUGCCAUUCGAGCCUCCACAGGUAGGAACAGAGUUCACUACAAUCCUCUACAACUUCAUGUGUAACAGUAGCUGUGUGGGUGGAAUGAAUCGACGACCCAUCCUCAUCAUCAUCACCUUGGAAACAAGAGAUGGUCAGGUUCUUGGACGCCGGUCAUUUGAAGGUCGAAUCUGUGCCUGCCCAGGAAGAGAUCGGAAAGCAGAUGAGGAUCAUUACCGUGAGCAGCAAGCUAUCAACGAGAGUGCAGCAAAAAAUGGAAAUGGUAACAAACGCACCUUCAAACAGACACCACAGGGAGUCCAGGGGCCCAACGCAGGCAUCAAAAAGAGGAGACAUGGAGAUGAGGAGUUCUUCUAUGUACCUGUACGAGGCCGAGAGAAUUUUGAAAUCCUCAUGAAGAUCAAGGAGAGCCUGGAGCUGAUGGAAUUGGUACCUCAGCAACUUAUCGACUCAUAUCGUCAGCAGCAACAGCAACUGCUACAGCGCCAACAGCAGGCUUCAUCUUCCUAUGGCGCAGUGAUACCGCCCACAAACAAGGUACCCAACAUGAUGAACAAACUGCCCUCUGUGAACCAACUAGUGGGACAGCCUUCCCAGCACAGCCCAAGUACCUCAGCCAACCUUGGACAUAUGGGCCCAACUAUAAUGAACAACCACCACCAUCAUCACCAUCAUCAUAUACCAACCAAUGGUAAUGUGAAUGGAGGAAAUUCCUCACAGUCAGCAGGCAUGGGACCAACUUCACACUGCACUCCUCCCCCACCGUACGCUGCAGACCCAGCUCUUGUCAGUUUUUUAACAGGUCUGGGCUGUCCUAACUGUCUGGAAUAUUUCACCUCACAAGGGCUGCAGACUAUGUACCACUUGCAGAACCUUUCCUUGGAGGAUCUGGGAGCACUAAAGAUUCCAGAACAGUAUCGUCUUCUGAUUUGGAGAGGGCUUCAGGAGUUCAAACAGGGGCAUGACUAUAGCUCACAGCAACUGAUCAGGUCCAGCAACAACACCGGCACAAUCAGUGGGGAGCUGCAGCGCCAGCGGGUGAUGGAAGCUGUCCACUUCCGAGUGCGUCACACUAUCACCAUUCCCAACCGGGGGGAUGACUGGGGAGACUUUGGUUUCGACGUACCCGACUGCAAGACGCGGAAACAGCCAAUCAAAGAAGAGUUUACCGAGAGUGAGCUUAAUUAAGGACAGAAAAGGGAAAAGCAGAACACAGAGAAACCCUGCAGUUUUUCAUCUUGCUAAAAGCACUGACUAUUGUAGAAUAAGCUGAGAGAAAUUAGAGUGUAUGCUCUAACCGACCAUACUUGCUGUAGUGCUCCAAACAUUGUCCCUGGUGGGUUCAUACCCAGGCACAUUGAAUAUUUUCUUUGCAAAACAAAGGGGCUUGGAGAGCAAUCAAACAUGGAUCAUGGGGUCACCCCAUCACCAUUCUUCUUGUAGCUAAUCUGAAUGCUACCUGUUUGUCUUCUUUCUUUGUCCUUUGCCUCCAUAUCACCAUUUCCAAUCAGGAGGAUAGAUCCCCAGAAGUGCUAUGCUUCCCAAUCACCACCCCACAUUUGCUGCACACCAUCAAUCCAUGAAUACGGGUCUAUGGAGCUUCUUGGGCAAUCAAAGUGUAGCAUCUCUUACAUUCCUCCUGACCCCAUUCUUAUGGUCUGUCCAUCUCUUGUGUGUGUCUCUCAUUCACUUUCUGCUGGACUGCCAAAAAUAUUUCUAAACAUUCAACAUUUGUCAGUUCACUGUAGAGACUGCAGGAGGGGCUGGGUUUGCUACUCCUCAAUUUAUUUAUAUACUUGGAGACUUCCACAGUUGACAUGAUUUUUUUUCUCCUAGUGUUAAAGAAAAUGUUUGAUUAUGUAAACAAAAUGUGUGUUGAAAUAUUACAGUCACUGGGAACAGAAAGUGCAUUAGCCACAGUACAGUUCUCCCCUUCCUCAUCCAGUUCUGGUCCUUAUGCACAUGAAAAUUCUCUCAGAGAUACCUUGGGGAAGUGGGGUAGAAGAGAGGAUAGAAGUGGGAGGAGUGGGGAGAAACAUAUAUUUUAAGUGUACUGUUAAAACCAAGUGACAUCUGUGUCCUGGGAGGGAGGGGAGGAGUUUAAUGGCUCCCUGGAUUAGGGCAGUGUCCUAACAACUCUGGGAGUUAAAUAAAAACUGGAAAUAUGAAAAAAAAAUGCUGGAUAUAUACAGCAGCCCCAUCAGCAUUUAUUAAGAGAUAAGACAGAUUAAUGUUUCACAUGUGGAACUAGAAGCUGGAAUAUAAGCAACCCCUUUAAACAUGUUCCAAAGAGUUCAAUAUUUCUCAAGUAUUUGUUGUGCUUCCUUUUGCCAAAAUAUACACCCAUUGAGCGGAAUCUUGUGCCCUCCCCCAUGGCAAAUUUGGUGGCGAGGGAGUAUUUAAUUGGACAGAAGGGUGGUGGGUGGGGACCCUGCCACCUUCCUGCCUCCAUCCCUAUUAAGUCCAUGAUGGGAAGGUCCAUGGAUGGCCUACCCACCCCACUGCCAAGUGAGACUCUUAAGUGUCCAAUUUUGCCCACUUAAGAGCCUCAUCCCUCCGUCGCUGGUGUUAACCAGUGGGCAGAGGGCUAGCCAUGCAGGAAGCUUAACAAGCAUUCGUGUUCAAAGACACUCAGUGCCUGAUCGGGGGAUCCGGCAUCAGGGUGGGGGGUGCCGCUGAAAGCCACCCCGUGCCCUUGCUGCCGAGCACCCUCCACCCCCUACCCCGUGACCCCUUCCCGCCAUCGCUCUUGGGUCCACCCACGAUACUAGGUCUUGGGUGGAUGCCAUGUCCAGUGGCGCUGUCAUUCAAUAGAGUUACCAACCUCUGAUUGGCCAGCAGUUCUUGGUGGACUGGGCUUCUGCCCCCAAGUUCCAUGAUCCCAGGUGAAGGCGCACCACUGGUCUGUUAAAUGCCUCACUGGCAGAAGAUGCAGUGGAACUUCUCAAAAAGAGGUAUCGCAUGGGUCUUGCUGGCUCUUCAGCUGGUGGCUGAUAACCCUGUCGCUUCCACAAGAUUUUCCGCCCAUUGUUUCUAAUUGUUAUAGGAUUUCUACAUCACUUCAGUCUACAACAGCAAAGUGUAUUAUAUAUAGUGUUAAACUCAAUACAAUCCAGUUAUAUUAAGGGGCUCACUAAUCUUCCAGUUCCUGCAUUGCAUCUACUGUACAUCCAAAAGGUUAAUGUCUUUCCUCCUCUCUUCUCACCUCUUUGGCAGGAGUUUAAAUUGAACCAGAUUAAUGGAGUGACAGCCCCCAGCCCCCCCACCAACCAAGUUUUUAGGGACCCACAGGAAUGGUUUAAGCAGAACUCACCCAGUUAACUCUUGACUCAACCCACUGCAAAAAGUCAAUGGAAUGGGAAAUUGGGCAGAGGGUAAGACAGGCUGUUUAUUUUGCAAUUGCUUGUUUAGUGCUACUGACCAAGAGGAAUUUCUAUUUCAUUGUGUUCUGUUGUACCCUGAGCUAACCUUUAAACUCUGCAUCCAAUCCAUCCUCCAACACGGCUUAGUUCCCCCUGCAUGAUGUUGCCUGCCUUAUCUUUCCUUUAUGUUGCUGAAAUUCUUAUUCAUUCCUUUCUUACCUCCACUGUGAGCUCCGCCAGGUCCCCUUCGAGAACCACUAAGCUCCACCCUAUACAAAGCCCAGACCACUGCCACCUGCAUCCUAUCCCCAAAUUAAAUUCUGAUCAUCUAUGACCCCUGUCCUCAGCAGGCUUGUUAUUGCCUUAAGCACUAUUUCAAAUCCCUACCCAUUAAGACCAUAAGACAUAGGAGCAGAAAUUAGGCCAUUCUGCCCAUCGAGUCUGCUUCACCAUUCAAUCAUGGCCGAUAAGUUUCUCAACUCCAUUCUCCUGCCUUCUCCCCAGUUCAUCAUACCUCUGGACUUCAAAAUCUCAACCUAAGCCAAUGUGUAUCGCAUUGGGCCAGUCUUCAGUUGCCUCCAUAACUCUUCUCUAAAGCCCUGCUCAGUGUUUAGUAAAGUACCUUGCGACAUUCUAUUAAGCUAUGUACUGGUAUAAAUGUGAGUGGUUGUUGUUGUUUAGCGGGGGAAUGGUGAGGAUUGCCCUUAACAUGUCAGCAAUAAGGUUAUUGAUUUAACUGGAAACUUCAUCAUGUACUCAAGAAACACAAACACUUCAUCUCAUCCUUAGUUCUGAUCCAACCCCUGCACAUACACAUUUAUUCCAUUACAUCAUUCACUCUUAUAUUUGCUAUCAAUCAGAAAAAAUACAAAGGCUUUGUAAUACCCCAAAGCAUCCACUGAGUUCCCAGGAUAAUUAGCUAUUCCCUGCAUGGCUAAAUCAUCUCCACCCUAAAUGUUUUUCUUAGAUUGAAAAUUCUGCAAGCUCUACAUAAGGGAAGCUCAGAAGGGCAGAACCCACUGAAUGGCGAGUUUGGCAUGCGCUGGGAGAGGCAGCACCAAUACCAGCUAAUGGCAGCUCUCUAGUGCACUCUAUGGACAGACUGCAUAGUUGCAUGAUGUUUAAGGAUGGACGAAGGGAAUCACUGCCUAUAGCAGACAUGGGAAUACUGGGAAUUGUAAUCUUAUGCAUACAAGAGGAUACCGUGACUUAUAAUGAUAUAAGAUAGAAAUGCUUUGAAUAAUGGAAUAGAAUGGAAGAUUGCUGUGUCUGAAGAUUGGCAUUGUAGAACAAGCAAAAAGACUCAAUGUGUUGUUUGACCGUCUACUAAUUACCUACCACCACCCCUGACCCUUUCCUUCCCCUCCAUUCCAGCCCCAUUUUCCAGGUCCAUUCAUUUCAGGUAUUUUGAUGCAUGCUAGAUUGUUUUUUUAACUGAAAUUCUUUAACCGCUGGCUCUUCAGUGGAACUUUACGCAAGUUCCCUCUGAAAGCGAGAAGUUCCAUUUUUUUUAAACUGUGUGUGUGUAUAUACAUAUAUAUUUUUUCUUUUCUGAUGUAUUGUGCAGUGUACACACCUUGCAGGGCAAGGGAAUUCUACCCCUUUGUUGUAUUAUCUAAUGAGUAAAAUAGUCCUCUAACGAUCUGUGGCAGGUGCGGAAUCGAGUUUUAUAGCAUUAGGACUGCGGCAUUACAGCUAGAACCAGCAGCUAUUGCUUUUGUCCUGUUGUAGAAAAGACUGAGCUCCUGGAAGAGUAUUCAGAGAGAAGAUGAAACAAAGGGCAAACAAUGGAUGCUGGAAAUAUAACCGAAAGGUGCUGGAAGUGCACAGUGAGUUAGCGGAUGCCUGAAGGGAGGAAGACGGGUGAACAUCGAUCAGGUUUUCUUGUCUCUUUCAGGAGUUGACCAAGAUGCUGUGUAUUUCCAGCCGUUUCCAUUUUCAGAAGUGGGCAGCCCAAUCCAAUGCCUGAGAGGGAGGGAGGGAGAGAGAGAACAAUCAGAGUUUAGGAAUAGCAUCUUGGCUCAAGUUCUGAUCUUUGCUACCAUGUAAAAUUCAUUCAAAACCUUUAGUAGCUGAUUGAUGCUUCCACAUCACUGGAUACAAGUGUAAAGACCAUAAGACAUAGGAGCAGAAAUUAGGCCAUUCGGCCCAUCGAGUCUGCUCCGCCAUUCAAUCAUGGCUGAUAAGUUUCUCAACCCUAUUCUCCCGCCUUCUCCCCGUAACCUUUGA
This is a messenger RNA of Carcharodon carcharias (great white shark), 6523 nucleotides long. RefSeq names its product tumor protein p73 (gene tp73). The record is from RefSeq and is a predicted model, not a curated record. Bases 216 to 2120 code for a protein of 634 amino acids. Gene Ontology annotation, biological process: apoptotic process; regulation of transcription by RNA polymerase II; protein tetramerization. The transcript is spliced from 14 exons. Gene Ontology annotation, cellular component: nucleus. NCBI's taxonomy places the organism in Eukaryota, Metazoa, Chordata, Chondrichthyes, Lamniformes, Lamnidae. Gene Ontology annotation, molecular function: DNA-binding transcription factor activity, RNA polymerase II-specific; RNA polymerase II cis-regulatory region sequence-specific DNA binding; protein binding.